Kluyveromyces lactis is the source of this 2064-nucleotide messenger RNA. It is a transcript of the gene FAT3, whose product is annotated as Fat3p. Gene Ontology annotation, biological process: fungal-type cell wall organization. Gene Ontology annotation, cellular component: plasma membrane; cell cortex of cell tip. The record is from RefSeq and is a predicted model, not a curated record. NCBI's taxonomy places the organism in Eukaryota, Fungi, Ascomycota, Saccharomycetes, Saccharomycetales, Saccharomycetaceae. The transcript has a single exon. Bases 1 to 2064 code for a protein of 687 amino acids.
AUGAGAAUCGCUCCGAAAUUGCUUUUGGCCUUAUGUGCCUUAUUCACUUUUACCUCUUUUAUUUUGAUUAUUGUUGCUACUGCAGGUUCUACGUCGAACUAUAAACCUAUCAAUGAAAUUUACCUUGGUGAAAUUGAUAUUUCUCAUAUCAAGGUCGAGAAAUUGUUACCACAAGCUGGUCCAGUGUUAGCCAUUCUUGCCGCUGCGAUGAAGGCUCCAAACGCUUCUUAUCCUCAAAUUUUUGACGCUUUAAAAACCAUUUCUCACUCCGAAGCAUUGACACCUUUGAUGAAUGUUUUGAGUUAUUCAAAUGAUUCGGCUCAAACUUUGGAGGCUUUGGAAGUAUUGGCCCCAGCAGCUUUGCAUGGUAAUGCCUCUUCCACUGCCGAAUUGAAUGCUAUCUACAACUUGUUGACAGAUUCUACCGACUCUGACGAUACUAUCAGGGGUUUAUCAUCUUUAGUGGUACUUUCUGAACAAGCGCAAAAGCAAAACACAUCCACUGCUCAACAAAUUCAACAACAACAAUCACAAGUCUUGGAGCUAUUAGAGGGAUCUGAUAAUGUCACUGCAACUAUAACUGCUUUGUCCUCUUUGGAUUCAAUGUCUCAACAGGAAAAACAACAAUUGGCUCCAGUAUUUACAUUGUUCAACGACUCAACUAGUUUGAACACUACUUUGUCGUCUGUUUCCACCUUGAUGACCACUGAUAUCUCCGCUCAAGAAGCUACUCAAUUGUUCAAUGCUUUAUCUCAAUCAGAUGAUAUCGAGCAAACUUUGCAACAAUUGCAACAGUCUACCUCAGGUAACCAACAACGUGUAAUUGGCGCUCUAGCUUCUUUGUUGUCUUCUUCAUCUGACCCUACUCAAGAUCUAACGAUCGUACAAACAUUGUUCCAAAACAACAUCACAUCUUCGGAUUCUGCAAAGGAAGCAUUUGAAGAUUUGACAACUUUAAUCACUGUUUCAGAUGAUCCAUCGACAGUAUUGACUACAGUCGCUGGUAUGGCUAACAGUACAAGCACUUUUGCUAGUCAAUCAUUGACCGCUUUGGAGCAAGUCAUCGUGCCUGCUAAGAAUGAAACGUUGGUCUUGACCACUAUCAGCCAAUUGCAAACCUCUUUGUCGCAAAGUACUACCGAAAAACAAGAGCAAAUGGAUGCAUUAUUCUCUUUGCUUCACGCUUCUUCUGAACCUACUGGCUCUUUCAAGGCGUUGAUGGAAUUGACAGCUAUUGCACAAUCUAACCCAACCUUGUUCACCCCAAUCUUGGGAUUACUACAGGCUGCUGGCUCCUCUGAAGAAGUAAUCACCGAAGAUGAUAUCAAUGAAAUCAUGCCAGAUAUCUUAUCUUAUUUGAACAUCGCUGAACGUUUCAGAUUAGGGAUCUUCUCGUACUGCCGUGUCUCUUCUGAUGGCGAUGUCUUAUCUUGUUCCAACCCACACGCCGUUCAAGGCUUGGAUAUGAAGGAGAUUUUGUACACUGAAUUGGAGAACUCAGACUUCAGACCUUACUUGCAAGCAUUGAACAUCUCCAAGGACGACAUCAUCUUGGUCGGUAAGUUACCAGACAGAGAGCAUGAGUAUAAGCCAGCCGUUAAAGCAGUCUUGGCUUUGAAUUUGUUGUCUAUCAUCAUCGCUUUCUUCUUACUCAUUGCCAUCAUACUAUCCUUCUUCUACAUGUUGACUGGUAAAAUUACUAGAUGGUUUGCAAGAGUUUUGGCUAUGUGCCUUGCUCUAUUCUCUGUAUUGGGGGCCAUCAUCUCUGUUGUCGUUACUCAAAUCAUCAAGGAAGGUACUGCUGCAGAUGGUUACAACGUCGUUCACAGAGGCGGCAGUGCAUACUAUGGUAUGGUCUGGACAGCUUUUGCUUUGGCCUUUAUUACCAUGAUCCUAUUGUUCUUCGUUAAAAAUAAAAAGAAGGUCAUGCCAGGUGAUGAUAUCGAAGAAAGAAGCUCAUCAUCUGUCUUACUGUCAGAAAACGAAAAACAAGGGAGCAUUCUCUCCCCAGAAACCAAACAACCAGAGGUAGAAGCUGAGCCGGUGGUGACUCAAAGCAAUUGA